AUGAUGGACUCACAGGAAGAGGAUGCGGUCCUCAUCGCCGAUUUCCUGCAGAACAUCGUCGAUACAAUUGCUCGCAGGGAGAGAAAUAUCCAGUCGUGUCGAGUCGCAGACUACGUUUUUAAUAUUAUAAUAAUUAGCUUAAUUCUAGUUAAAGCAACAUUUACUUGUAAUAAAAUAGAUGCAAAUUCUAAUUUACCUGAAAACUGGCCAUGUGAAUGGAACGACGGAAAAAUUGAAUUCGCGUUUAAUUUUUUUUUAUUAAGUCCAAAACGUUUAGUCAGUGUCGUCCGAAGAGGCAUCGAGUACAUUGAAGCACGUUCCUGUUUGAUAUUCAAAGAAAAGAAUCCAAUCGAGUUAGCUAAAGGAACCAAUCUGACGUAUCUAUUCUUUACAUUCUCUGACGUUUUAGAAAACUGCUGCUUACCGUUCGCGUACUUUGAUAGACGACGGACGGUAUUGAUUACACCUCUGUGCACUCUACCAGUGGAAGUGGCUCACGUGAUACUACAUGCGAUGGGUUUGAAGCAUAAGAAACACGAAGCAUUUUCAAAACAUCAAACAAUAAAUCUAUUAUGUUCUACUAAUUGUACAGCAAUGAGUCAGAAAAUGCGUAUUUCAGAUAUCCAGUAAAUAAUUUAAAUUGCAA
Vanessa atalanta (red admiral) is the source of this 646-nucleotide messenger RNA. RefSeq lists its product as uncharacterized. The coding region runs from base 1 to 630 and encodes 209 amino acids. The transcript has 5 exons. Gene Ontology annotation, molecular function: metallopeptidase activity. Lineage: Eukaryota; Metazoa; Arthropoda; Insecta; Lepidoptera; Nymphalidae. The record is from RefSeq and is a predicted model, not a curated record.